AGUAACUACAGUGAAUAAACGUAGGCGUUGCUGUAAAUUAGUCUUUUUCUUUUAACGUGUGUUGUUAAUAUUUUUGAUGGACUGUGUGGAGCAGAAAGACACAGAAGCAAAGGCGCCUUCAGUUGUCGACCGAUAUUACACACGAUGGUACAGAGCCGAUAUGAAGGGGAAACCGUGCGAGGACCACUGCAUCCUGCAGCAUUCAAACAGACUGUGCGUUGUCACCUUAGCAGACUCUCACCCGAUCCUUCAGAAUGGGCGGAUGAUCAAAAGCAUCAAUUACCAGAUCAGUAACGCCUGCAGUCGGCUGAAAAAUAAAGUUUCUGGGAAGUCCAAGCGGGGGGGUCAGUUCCUCACUGACUACGCACCUCUGUGUAGGAUAACAUGCACAGAUGAAACUGAAUACACAAUCUACAGCUGCAUCCGGGGCCGGCUAAUUGAAGUCAAUGAAAAUAUAUUAGAAACACCCACCCUCUUGCUGGAAAAGCCUUCCACUGACGGAUACAUCGCUGUCAUCCUGCCAAAGUUUGAGGAGAGCAAGAGCAUAACAGAGAAUCUUCUGAGCAGAGAGGAGUUCGAGAGCGUCCUCUCCAAACGUGCUGGUGCCCAGUCACAACCCUCUUGACGAAGCUCCACAUUAUUGCCUGAAGUCAGAACUGUUCUGAGAGAGCUUCUCUCCCUUCCACUCCUUCCUGGAUGAGUGAAGAUGGAGGACAUUAUCCUGGAAAGAGACAUUUACCUUAUCAUCACUUCAAAGAGACUAUUGCAUAUAAUGCAAGCACUGCGCUGUGCCUCGAGACUAUCAGUGUUUUCCACCGUUUCAGAAACCGUUCAAGUUCUUAAUUUAUUGGUUGGUUUUUCUGUUAUGAAAAGUGAGGAAAUGGAGGAAAGCACAGCAAGUUACUUCAAGGCUAUUUGUUAAAUACUCAACGAAUAUUCAGUUUUAAUUAUUUUUCUAUACCAAUAAACACAAACAACAGUGAUUUAAG
Messenger RNA from Chelmon rostratus (copperband butterflyfish), 989 nucleotides. It is a transcript of the gene abitram, whose product is annotated as actin binding transcription modulator. The record is from RefSeq and is a predicted model, not a curated record. Gene Ontology annotation, molecular function: actin monomer binding; actin filament binding. Gene Ontology annotation, cellular component: nucleus; lamellipodium; dendrite. NCBI's taxonomy places the organism in Eukaryota, Metazoa, Chordata, Actinopteri, Chaetodontiformes, Chaetodontidae. The coding region runs from base 77 to 625 and encodes 182 amino acids. The transcript has 6 exons. Gene Ontology annotation, biological process: dendrite morphogenesis; regulation of actin filament polymerization; regulation of filopodium assembly.